This is a messenger RNA of Ilex paraguariensis (yerba mate), 337 nucleotides long. NCBI's taxonomy places the organism in Eukaryota, Viridiplantae, Streptophyta, Magnoliopsida, Aquifoliales, Aquifoliaceae. The record is from the annotation of a GenBank genome assembly.
AUGGAGCCCCAAUAUGUGUGUUUUGAAAAAUCUCCCUCGGAUAGAGAUGUCCAUGGCAACUUGGAAAUACCAAGUCGGGCAGAUUAUGUGCUGGACAGAAAUGGGGUCAUUCGUGUAACUGACCGAGACAGAAUCACAUAUGAAUUGAUAGCCUCAGUAAGGGCAGAUCAGAGGCGUUCUCUGAGCUUUUGCACUGCGUCUUCAAAUCGGCAGAAAGAUAAUCUUAAGGCUCUGUUCAUUUAUGAUGAAGAUAAGGAGACUAGAUUUGAGAAGAUUAAAACUGGUCCUCCUAGUGAUGUGAAAAUUUUGAUUAUGGGCAAUGACUUUUGGAAGAGAG